CCCGAAAGUGAAAAAGUAGAACAAAGGCUCGUAAGCGAAGGAGUAGAAAAGGUCUCGGCAAGUUCGUGGUUAUCGGUUGACGAAUUGCGGAAAGCAGAGAUGGAAAUAGUCAAGGUGGUUCAAUCCGAGGCAUUUCCAGCGGAGAUAAAGAAUCUGAAGGACACUCAGGCUGAUUCCUCGUUAAGCAAUCGUCUUUCAGACAAGAAGAAGAAGGCAGUUUUGAAGAAAACGAACGUUCUUCAUACGCUAGAUCCAUUCGCAGAUUCCGAAGGUAUUCUGAGAGUUGGAGGAAGAAUACGGAGAGCUAACUUGGUGGAAACGUUGAAAAAGCUUAUCAUCUUACCGAAGUCGGGACACUUCACGAAGCUGGUUGUCAGUUAUAUUCACGAGAAAACGCACCAUAGUGGCAGAGGUAUAACUACGAGUGAAUUACGAGCUCAUGGUUAUUGGUGCAUCAACGGCAACACG
This is a messenger RNA of Paramuricea clavata, 468 nucleotides long. The record is from the annotation of a GenBank genome assembly. NCBI's taxonomy places the organism in Eukaryota, Metazoa, Cnidaria, Anthozoa, Malacalcyonacea, Plexauridae.